GCAAAGUGUCCAAUUUACGCACAGAUCCGACAUGUCAUCGUCCGGUAAAGACAACAGCGGUGCCCAACACGCCAAUUACGUGGGACCUUACCGUUUGGAGAAGACACUCGGGAAGGGACAGACAGGGUUGGUCAAGCUCGGAGUCCACUGUGUAACAUGCCAGAAAGUCGCCAUAAAGAUCGUCAACCGGGAGAAACUCAGCGAGUCAGUACUAAUGAAGGUGGAGCGAGAAAUAGCGAUCCUGAAGCUCAUAGAACACCCGCACGUUUUAAAGCUACACGACGUCUACGAAAAUAAAAAAUACUUGUACCUGGUGCUAGAACACGUCUCCGGUGGCGAGCUGUUUGACUACCUGGUGAAGAAGGGCAGGUUAACGCCAAAAGAGGCCAGAAAGUUCUUCAGACAGAUCAUGUCAGCCCUGGAUUUCUGCCACAGUCAUUCCAUAUGCCACAGGGAUCUAAAGCCAGAGAACCUCCUGCUAGACGAGAAGAACAACAUCAGGAUAGCAGACUUCGGCAUGGCCUCCCUUCAGGUCGGAGACAGUCUUUUGGAAACCAGCUGUGGAUCUCCACACUACGCGUGUCCAGAGGUCAUCCGGGGAGAAAAGUAUGACGGGAGGAAAGCGGACGUCUGGAGCUGUGGGGUCAUCCUGUUCGCCCUGCUGGUGGGCGCCCUGCCGUUCGACGACGACAACUUAAGGAACCUGCUGGAGAAGGUGAAGCUGGGAGUGUUUCACAUGCCUCACUUCAUCCCGCCAGACUGUCAGAACCUUCUCCGUGGCAUGAUCGAAGUGGACGCCUCCAAAAGACUAACGUUAGAACAGAUCCAGAAGCACACAUGGUACAUAGGGGGGAAAAACGAGCCCGAGCCGGAGCAGCCCGUCCCCAGGAAGGUGACCAUCCGCAGCCUGCCGUCCGCCGACGACAUCGACCCGGACGUCCUGGACAGCAUGCACUCCCUGGGCUGCUUCCGAGACAAGAACAAGCUGCUGAAAGACCUGCUGUCAGACGAUGACAACCAGGAGAAGAUGAUCUACUUCCUCUUACUGGACCGUAAGGAGCGGUACCCCAGUCAGGAGGACCAGAACCUCCCCCCUCGCAACGAGAUCGAUCCGCCCAGGAAGCGUGUGGACUCCCCCAUGUUGAACCGUCACGGCAAGAGGAGACCCGAGAGGAAGUCCAUGGAGGUGCUGAGCGUCACGGACGGCGGCUCGCCUGUGCCGGCCCGGAGAGCCAUCGACAUGACGCAGCACGGACAGAGGUCGCGGUCUAUUAGUGGAGCCUCCUCCGGCCUUUCCACCAGCCCCCUCAGCAGCCCCCGGGUCACCCCUCAUCCCUCCCCUCGAGGUAGUCCCCUCCCCACCCCAAAGGGAACCCCAGUGCACACUCCCAAGGACAGCCCGUCCGGCACUCCCACCCCGACGCCGCCGCCGAGCCCGUCCAUCGGAGGCAUGCCGUGGAGGACGCGCCUCAACUCCAUCAAGAACAGCUUCCUGGGCUCGCCACGCUUCCACCGCAGGAAACUGCAAGUUCCAACGCAAGAAGAGAUGUCCAGCCUCACGCCAGAGUCUUCCCCAGAACUUGCCAAAAAAUCCUGGUUUGGUAAUUUCAUCAACCUGGAAAAAGAGGAGCAGAUCUUCAUCGUGAUCAAAGACAAGCCUCUCAGCUCCAUCAAGGCAGACAUCGUUCAGGCCUUUCUCUCGAUUCCCAGCCUGAGCCACAGCGUGAUCUCUCAGACCAGUUUCCGAGCGGAGUACAAGUCCACGGCCGGCCCCACAGUCUUCCAGAAGCCGGUGAAGUUUCAGGUGGAUAUCACCUACACGGAGAGCACGGCCGCCACCAAGGAGAACGGCAUCUACUCCGUCACUUUCACCCUGCUCUCAGGACCCAGCCGGCGCUUCAAGCGAGUAGUGGAGACGAUUCAGAGCCAGUUGUUAAGCACACACGACCAGCCCGGAGUCCAGCAGCUUUCUGACGAGAAGAACGGACAGGUGGCGUUCCCGUGUGGCACGCCCUCCAAGUACUGCCCCUCGCCCGUGCACGUCCGGAGGCACGAGCUCGACGGUAACGACGUCAGAUUCCCCGCCGCAGGCCGAGACCGCCCCAAGCUGGCGGUGGCGCCCGUGGGGACGCCGGAGGAGUCUUAGGCCUCCGGAGGAAGAAAGUGUUUUAUCUGUACAUAGCUAGAUGUA
Molecule: messenger RNA, 2191 nt
Organism: Salarias fasciatus (jewelled blenny)
Lineage: Eukaryota; Metazoa; Chordata; Actinopteri; Blenniiformes; Blenniidae
Gene: brsk2a
Product: BR serine/threonine kinase 2a
Exons: 19
Coding region: 32-2146 (704 amino acids)
Biological process (GO): intracellular signal transduction; protein phosphorylation
Cellular component (GO): cytoplasm
Molecular function (GO): ATP binding; protein serine/threonine kinase activity
Source: RefSeq, a predicted model, not a curated record